GGUUAGGUCUGACAGUUUAGGCUUUAUUUUAUUAAUUAUACAAUUGUUGGGUUUUUAUUCAUUAUUUAUACUAAUUAUCCUUCCUUUCUGAUUUUAUUAUAUUGUCUGUCUUAGUCAUAAAAUUUAUAAUUUGUAAAUAAAUUGUGUGAAAAUCUUUAACUGGAUUUUAGAGGACCUUAAAAAUGACAGAGGAAAAAGAUCAUAGCAAAAGCGGUGACACUGAAAAUGAAUCCACUAGUCAAGACAUAGAUGAUAAAACACAGGGCAGUGAAACUGAUAAUGAAUCAAAUCUGUCCUCUACUUCCGCCAGCUUAUCAAAAAUAAGUGGAAAUGAAGAUGAGAAAAAUAAGAAACCAAAUGAGCAAGUGAAUUGUUACUGUGGUAAAGAGAGAAACCUCAACAUAGUAGAGCUGCUUUGUGCCAAUUGCGGUAAAUGGUACCAUGAGUCCUGCAUUGGAUAUCAACUGGGAAAACUUGUACCAUUUCUAACCAACUAUGUGUUUUUGUGUAAAAACUGUUCUCCCACAGGACUGGAGACUUUUAGAAAAAGCCAAGCCCAAAUCACACAGAUGUGUGUAACAGCUUUAGCAAAUCUUCAACAAUCAAGUGCCAAGGAAGGAAUCAACAAGCUAAUGUUCCACAAGGAAAAAGAAAUUAUUCCAUAUAUUGAGUACCAUUGGGAAGCCCUGACCACCACAUCAAGACGAGUUACUCAAUCAUGGUAUGCCACAGUGACAAAAGGUUUGAUCAAAGAGAUUCACAAUUUAUUUAUUUUUGAUGAUAAACCGGAAGGUCAUAUGUACGGUUUAAGAGAUAUUGAUUUGACGGCAAUUAGACCAAACUAUGAUGCAAUGAUCAAAAGUGGUACCCUUAAAGUUACUGAAAUGGGCAUUCAACAUGCGGCGGGAAUUAAGUCAAGAAACAUGAAGCGAAAAUUCUUGGGAGACAUGGGAGGUCCCGGUAAAAAAAGUAGAGGACUAGAUCUGGCAACACCAAAACUGCCUCCACAUGGAUAUCCGUUAGACCAUCCGUUUAACAAAGACGGUUACCGUUAUUUGUUGGCCGAACCGGAUCCGCACGCUCCAUUCAGACAGGAAUUCGAUGAAAGCUCUGAUUGGGCAGGAAAACCGAUCCCCGGCUGGUUAUAUCGCACAUCCAUACCCAGUACUGUAUUACUUGCUCUUCACGAUAGGGCACCACAGCUGAAAAUAUCCGAAGAUCGAUUGGCUAUUACAGGGGAAAAAGGAUAUUCUACCAUCAGAGCUACACAUUUUGUUACAAGAGGUUGUUGGUACUGGGAAGCAACCAUAGAAGAAAUGCCCGAAGGCUCAGCUACAAGAAUAGGAUGGGGUCAGGAUUACGCUAACUUACAAGCCCCUUUGGGUUAUGAUAAGUUCGGAUAUUCGUGGAGAUCAAAGAAAGGUACCAAAUUCCAUGAGUCUCAUGGAAAAACAUAUGGAAAGGGGUAUGGAGAGGGCGAUACCGUUGGAUUUAUGAUCGUUUUGCCACAGAAUAAUUCUACUAAAUUUGUGCCUAAUACAUUUAAGGAUAGGCCUUUAGUGAAGUUCAAGAGUCAUUUAUACUAUGAAGAAAAGGACCACGUGCAAGAACGUCUUAAGACCUUAACACCACUAUCAGGCAGUAAAAUUAUAAACUUCAAAAAUGGGGAGUGUCAGGGCGUGGCAUUUGAAAACAUUUAUCAAGGAUCUUACUAUCCCUCCCUAUCUUUGCAUAGAAACGUCACGGUUUCUGUCAACUUUGGGCCGACUUUUAAGCAUCCACCGCCGGCAGAAUAUCACUGGAGACCUAUGUCCGACAAGGGAGAGCAGGCAAUUUGUGAGCAAACGGUAGCAGACAUUCUAUUUUUGACCGAAAACGAGGGAAGAUUGAGGCUCGACAGUUUCGUACUUUGACACUGAUUUCAGUGUUUUUAAGAUUUUUAGACAUUUCUGGAAAAACAUCAUUCCAUUUCUAAAAAAUAGAAAGGAAAAUUACAGGAACGAGAAUUUUUAAUAGAUGGUGUUAAAAUAAUCUCAUAAGAUUUAGGGAAUGAGCCUAUAAUCUCUAAAUCACUUGUAUACUUACAGUCAGUCAAAAUGAAACUCGUACAUUCCUUACAUUUUAUUUAUUUAUUUGUUUGUACAAAAAUAAAUUUUUUACUUACAUAAAAAAAUAAUAUAUCCAUUUUAUAUGAUGGCCUUUGAAAGACAAAAUAAAAGUAAAAAUAUAUUUUUCACAAAAAGAAGUUUUAAGAAAAAUGAGAAAAUUAAAUUUACAUUCGAUUUUACAACUCAAAAUGAAACUUGUCCACCAUUAAAAAUAUGCAGGAAAAAAAAACAUAAAAAAGAGAUUAAUAUUUUGUUGGUAGUCCUUUAUUUUUUAUAACAUCUGCCAAACGAUUGGGCAUUGAUCGCACCAAUUUUUCACAAUAUUCGGGUGAUAUUUUAGGCCAUUCUUCUUGAAUUACUACUUUUAAUUGCUCUUUGUUUGAAAUUUCAUGGUUUCUUAUAGCAACUUUCAAAUGUGACCAUAAGUUUUCAAUGACAUUAAUAUCUGGACUUUGCGGUGGAGUUUCAAGUACUUUUGGACAGUUAUGGAGCAACCAAUUCUUUACUUUUUGUGCCUUAUGCUUUGGAUCAUUGUCCUGGUAGAAUUUAAAUUCGGAAUUUUCGGGCGCUUGAUUUUAUUUACCUUACUGAUCCAAGGUUUUCUUCGAGCCACUCUACUAUGAAUAUAAUUUUUUUUUAGAAAAUUUCUGACUGUUUGAGGAUUAACUGUUUUUCGUAAAUAUUUCUCAAUUUCUUUUGCCAACUUCGGUGCAGAUAUUUUCGGGUUUUCCGUAACUUUCCUGAGGAUCCAACGUUCGUCGUACGAAUUAAACAUUUUUCGAGGGCUUUUCCUUACUUUAUUUGAUAUUUUAUUUUCACUUUUAUAACGACCCACAAAUCCUUGCACGGUAGAGUGCGGCCUACAAACCAUUUUGGUAAUUUGUCGCAAUGAUUUUCCAUUUUUCCAAUGUUGUAUAAUUAAUUUGCGUUCUACAACACUUGUUUGUCCACGCUGACGCCCCAUAUGGUAAAAGGACAAAAAAUUAAUUAAACUCAAUUAAAACUUACAUAGGAGUGUUAUAGGUAACGGGUGCUCUUAAUACCAAGUGCUAACUAUAAAUAAUAUUAUUGUUAUUGUAAAGUAAAUAUGAUGUACGGGUUUCAUUUUGACCAUAACAUUUUCUUAUCUCUUAUACUUUUUUAUGCUCAGCAUACAUUCUUUGCAUAUUUUUGCUCAACAACUUUAACAUUUUAUGCUGAUUGCAGAUAUAUAUAGUUGGAAAUAUUUUGCACGUUAUUUGUACAGAAUGUAAAAGAAACCUUAGGUGUACGAGUUUCAUUUUGACUGACUGUAAGUAGAAACGAAAAUGCUUAAACUGAGUCUUAAUACAUUAUGUUGAUAACAUAUUUCAUUCAAUUUAAGAACAUCAUCAGAUCUACUGAUUUAAAAAUGAAAGCUAGUUGUAAAAAGUGAAAAUUUUUAAUGCUGCGUUAUAAAGUAAAUUUAAUAAAGAAAACGACGCCUUGAGGCUUAUAUAAGAUGCAUGGCCUUUCUAAAUUCAAGAAUGACUUUAAAUUAAAAGAAACUCGCAUUAUCAACAUAAUACAUUUGUUUUCAUUUAAUCUCAUGAGUUUAAUUUUUUGUAAGAUCAGUAAGAAUUACAAAGAAUUAAAGUAUAUAGAAAUUAAUUUAGCUUUGUAAAAACAUCUUGUCCCAAGUUUUAAUUAUUGAAACAUUUAGGAUGAAUGAAUAAAGACAAGGUCUUUGAGAAAUUAUAUUUUUAAGGCAUUUAUACCAGCGCUUCUAUAUAAGGAAAAAUAUCAUAAUAAUUUUUUCUGAUAUUUAACAUAUAGAUAAAAGUUAGUAGAACCGAACUUUUUAUUUCUAAAAUUUUUGUUAUUUUUAUUCUGCUUUAUGUAUGAACAUCUUUUUAUUUAUGUGUGCUUCCUUAAAACGCCAAGUAUAAUUUAUGACUUGGAACCAAUGUAUAAUUUUUUAAUAUUAUAAUUUUAAAUUUAA
Messenger RNA from Anthonomus grandis grandis, 4068 nucleotides. It is a transcript of the gene ash2, whose product is annotated as set1/Ash2 histone methyltransferase complex subunit ASH2. Bases 183 to 1913 code for a protein of 576 amino acids. The record is from RefSeq and is a predicted model, not a curated record. The transcript has 10 exons. Gene Ontology annotation, molecular function: protein binding; transcription cis-regulatory region binding. NCBI's taxonomy places the organism in Eukaryota, Metazoa, Arthropoda, Insecta, Coleoptera, Curculionidae. Gene Ontology annotation, cellular component: Set1C/COMPASS complex.